GGAAACUCCUGGGUGGUGGUGGAGGAAUUGGCUGUGGGGAAGCCACUGCUUGAACAACUGGCAUAUCUUGAGGAUCCCUACAAGUUUUGCUACUAGAAGUUGGUAGUGACUUCGGGAAACUCCCAAGGAAAGAGAUGGUUUAGGAGUGAAACUGUUCGUUUGUUAUUGUGGGAGCUGGGACUUCUAUCCUUGAAGCCUGUGUGCCAAGAAUCCGAUGUUGGGCUUGGCUUCGUGGCUGAAAACAGCAAAUCGGCCCAUGAGAACUACCAUCCCCAGCCAAAGGAAGGGGUUUAACAGGAGUCAGCAUCUAUUCUUUCAGGUCUGGCAGCAGGAGAGAGGGCAGGAGGUGGAGACUGUGGAAUCUGAAAAGCGAACUGAAAGGUGACACUUAAGUUGAAGAUGGGCGGCGGAGAAAGGUUCAGUGUUCCAUCUAGCCAGCCCAGAAAUGCUACUAAGAAUCAUCAACAACUGAACAACAGGAAAAAGAGCAAAGAUCAGAAUUCCCAGAUGAAGAAAAUCCAUAAAAAAGAGAGGGGGCAUGGGUGCAACUCAUCAUCUGUAGCAUGGCAGGCCAUGCAAAAUGGGGGGAAGAACACAAUGCAUUUUCCAGCUAACCAGAAUUGGAAUCCAGUGCUUUCUAAUUCACUCUUCAUGUCUCAAGCCAACCAGAACUAUGCUGGAGCAAAGUUCAGUGAGCCACCAUCUCCAAGUGUUCUUCCUAAACCACCAAGUCACUGGGUGUCUGUUUCACUUAAUCCUGCUGAUAAAGAAAUCAUGACUUUUCAACUUAAGACCUUGCUUAAAGUCCAGGCUUGAGAUAGUUUUAAUUGUACAUUGGGAAAAAUGACACACUUCUUAGUUUGAUAUCGCACAAUGUGGGUCCAUGUUGGUUUCCAAAAUACAAAGGCACAUUUUUUGGUAUUACACAAGCUACAUAUUACUAGAUUGUUGAAUUCUCUAUCAUUGGGAGGGCUCCCAGACCCCAUUAACUUUUCAUCCUUUUUGGGGUUCUGUGCACUGUAUUCAGUUCUGUAGCCUACUGAUGUGCAGUUACAAAUCAGAAGGCAGCCUGAACCUAUUCCCGGCCAUAACCUUCAUUACUAAGUGUUUUGACACUUAAUUUCAACUACCUUGUGUUCUAAACCUGCUUGAUUUGCCAUAUAUUUUCAGAGGAGUUGAAGGGAUGCCAUAGACCAAAUUCUGUCAGAUAAAAUGCAAUAUAAUUGCAAAAUGUAUACUGUGAGAUAUUGUAAGCUUUCAAGUCAGAUUAGAAACUUGUUUUCUGAUGAAAGCUGUUCAUUAAAAUAUUAGCACACCUAAAAGAAAUCCACUUAGAUUAUAAUGUACAUGUACAAGUCUUUUAGUUUACUAAACUACACAUUAUCUUAACAGUGAUUAGGAAUGGUAGUUUGAACAGGAAUGUAUGCAUCCACCCAUAGCCCUGUGACCAAAAUGUAAACAUUGCAGUCUGUGUAGCACUUGUUGAAUAACAGAAACACUGGCAUACAGUUGAUCUCUAGCUUUUGAACAUGAACAGCUUGUGUGUGCGCCAAGUAAAAGAAUCUUUGCAUUGCCAGGUGACUGCCAAAUGCUUCAAAGGUUUUUUUUAACCAAGAAUUUUACUGAACUGUGUUUAAAAUGUGUUCUGCGUAUUGUUUACUACAAGAACUAUGAAGGUCAGUAUGAAAUUGGAUAACCUGUAUUAGAGUUUAGCAAGUGUAAAAUACCAUUUAUGGAUGGAAGAAAGAGCCAUGUAAAUAAAUGUAAAACUUGUAGCAUAUGUAAAUUUAUGCUGGGCUUUCCUGCCAAAAUAAAAUAUUUUAGUACGAAACUGCUGAAUGUAAAAAAAGACCAUGCUAAACAUGGCAUGAUUUUUUUUAAAAAAAACUUUUGUUAAAAAAUAUAAAAAAGUAAGAGCACACAUCUGUGCCAUUGCACUUGAGUAUCAUUGAAAGCAUUCUGACUAUGUUUUCUCUUAGGUUGUCAGUUAAGACUGAAUCCAGGCGCUGAUGCCAACUAGAGUAGACUGGUGAAUGCAAGGAAAUUAUGUCAACAUUUUUUGUGGCCCUGCUUAUUUGUGAGGUCCACUUUUCUUGGGACUAAUACUUGAAUUUAGCCCUUGGAUUUUCAAGUAAAUGUGGUACAAAGAAUGCUGGUUUUUUAAAACAAAGGGUGCAGCCCAAUUUUUGCUAAAUGCAGAAAAAACAUAGAAUCUGUUGGAACUGAAUUGUACCAUGUAGCUGUAAUCCAAUGCAGUUAUCUGAAAAUAAGUUUCAACACAGGCAAAAAAAAUGUGUGAUUUUGAUUGUAACCAGUAAGUUUGCUUUUAUUUUGAAUGUGUUAAGUGACAUUUCACAGGCAAACCAGUUAGAACCUUCAGUAUUCUGAAACACCUGUCUUCAUUUUGUAAAGGUUUUUGAUCCUGUAUUUAGUUUGGAACUAUAAUAUUUCAACUUGGCACUUUCCCUGACAGUUUUGUGACAUGACUUUUGGAAAUAAUUUCAUGACAUGUUUGUAGGAAGCAUUGCUUUUAGUUUGCUUUUUACUUGGCCAACAGUAGCUUCUUUAGAAUUUGGUGACAUUUCAAAUAUUGUUCUUAGUUCCUGACUUUAUAACAAUGCCUCUGAAAAUAAAAUUCCUUCUAUGGUUAUUCAAUGACAAAAAUAAUUUCCAACAGUAACCAGUAGUAAUGGAGAGAAUAUCUUAAAGUAACUUGGAAUGUCUCAGGGCAGCUUCAUUACGUCACUACUUACACAUUCAAAAUAAAUGCUUCCAAAGAAAACAAAUUGAUCAUCUUGCUCAAUAUUAUGUCUUUCCCAAAUUUGUCCUUGAUAUUACUUAAAUCAUGGUUAUGUCCCAAAUAGCAUUUUGGAGGUCUAAAUUUCAUGUUUGAUGUAUUGUUUUUAUAUGAAUUGGAAACAAAAUUUAAAUAAAAAUCCUUAACCUCUUCUCCCCCA
This is a messenger RNA of Pogona vitticeps (central bearded dragon), 2957 nucleotides long. The record is from RefSeq and is a predicted model, not a curated record. Lineage: Eukaryota; Metazoa; Chordata; Lepidosauria; Squamata; Agamidae.